GGGUCUUAGUCUGUAUCAUAAUGAAAUAUAUAUAUAUAUAUAUGAUCGCAACUAAUGAUUACAAAUAAGCUUAAUUUCUAUUAUGCAUUCAUGAGAACAUAAAACUAUCCAAACUCCAAAGUAAGAACUUUGGCAUCAUUGUCAAUGCAACUAACUUCCUAACUUCAUAAAACCCUACAUUAUUUCCACAUUGUAUUAAGGUUAAUUAGCUAAUUAAGCAUAUCAUUGCUAAUUUGGGGUGUGUUCAACCUCCUAGGUGGCCCAUAAACCCAAAACUGCUAAAUUUAUUAUCCUAGCAACCAAAAAAGGCACAUGGGCCCCAAUCGCAUACCCAAUCAAGUAUCCUCAAAUUCACCAAUUUCUAUACCCUCUUUAUAAAUACCACUUUACAUACUCUUCCUUGCUUGCAUAGUUCAAAACUCACACAAAACUAAAGAAAUGGCAUUUCAUCUCUUCUUUCUCUUCCUCUUAACCUCUCUAUUUUCCCCCAUUUUCAUCCAUUCCUCCCAUGUUCAAGAUCCUGAACUAGUAGCACGUGAAGUACAAGAGAAAAUUAUUAAUCCAACUACAAGGAGGAAUUUGGGAUACCUAUCAUGUGGGACCGGAAACCCGAUCGACGAUUGUUGGCGGUGCGACCACAAGUGGUUUAAGAACCGCCAACGGCUAGCGGAUUGUGCCAUAGGGUUCGGUAAAGGUGCGCUCGGGGGUAAAAACGGAAAGAUGUACGUGGUCACGGACAAAGGCGACGAUCCAGUGAAUCCUAAACCCGGAACCCUAAGGUGGGGUGUCAUCCAAGAUGAGCCAUUAUGGAUCAUAUUUGCUCAUGACAUGGUGAUCAAGCUUAAGGAAGAAUUAAUGAUGAACUCAUUUAAGACAAUUGACGGUAGAGGGGCCAAUGUACAUAUUGCUGGUGGUCCAUGCAUAACUAUACAAUAUGUUACAAACAUUAUAAUACAUGGUUUAAAUAUACAUGAUUGUAAGCGUGGAGGGAAUGCUAUGGUGCGGGACUCCCCAUCACACUACGGGUGGAGGACGAUAUCGGACGGUGAUGGUGUGUCCAUCUUUGGUGGGAGUCAUAUUUGGGUUGAUCAUUGUUCACUCUCUAGUUGUACUGAUGGUUUAAUUGAUGCUAUUCAUGGUUCAACUGCCAUAACAAUCUCUAACAAUUAUAUGACCCACCAUAACAAGGUUAUGUUGUUGGGACAUAGUGAUUCUUUAACUAGAGAUAAGAAUAUGCAAGUUACUAUUGCUUUCAACCAUUUUGGUGAAGGGUUGGUCCAACGGAUGCCGAGGUGUAGACAUGGGUAUUUUCAUGUGGUGAAUAAUGACUAUACACAUUGGGAAAUGUAUGCAAUUGGAGGAAGUGCAGCACCUACAAUAAACAGCCAAGGCAAUAGAUUCCUUGCUCCUAAUGACCCAAAUAACAAGGAGGUAACAAAACGAGAAGAGUGGCCACAAAGUGUAUGGAAGAAAUGGAAUUGGAGAUCACAAGGAGACCUAAUGUUGAAUGGAGCCUUCUUCACUUCUUCAGGGGCAGGGUCUUCCGCAAGCUAUGCUAGGGCUUCCAGCUUAAGCGCAAGACCUUCUUCGUUCGUAGGAUCGAUCACCAUGUCAGCUGGUGUACUGAACUGCAAGAAAGGCACUCGCUGCUAGAGCAAUAUAACCAUUGUACUUGGCUCCCCAAAUUGUAUUUAUCUAAAAGGGGAAGGGUGAAAUACUAACACAACUUCAGCCUGCUUCUGAAGAAAUCUUAAGAAGCAAGAGCAGAUGUGUUGUUAAAGGUCAUUUAUAAUUUAUAAGAGUGAUUUCACUUUCCAAAAGACUGCUUUUGUAAUUGCUAACCUUGCAAUUUGUCUCCAAAUUUGAUCCGCAGUUCACGAUUCAUUUAGCAUUAGAUGAUGAGAUGUAUACAACUUUAUCCCUAGAUCAAGCGAAUCAACAAAGAAUAAUAAACACUCACAAAACAAUGUCUCAAUCAACUAUCUAUGAACUAUCAUAAUGAUCCCAUUCUUAAACAAAUGAAUAGGUAACUAUAGAAAAUAGUUCUCCCCCCAUCCCCAUAUAAGCAUUUGAUGAUGCAUAUAAGGUUAGAAAUUAUAAGAUAUUGCAAUGGCAUUCAAAACUGACACCAUAUCACAUUGAAAUUAACUAGUUAAACAAGUGGUCCAAUGGUAUGGAAUAGAGAAUUAUGACAAUAGUUUCGGCGAGCCUAAUAAAUAAAUGGGAGCCUCAUUCAUCCACAUACUUCGUAUAAAUUAAAAAAAAAAAAAAAAAAAAAAAAAAAAAAAAAAAAAAAAUCGAUAUACCAAAAUUUCAAAGGUAACUUAAACAGGACAAGUCAAAGAAUUAUAGAUCUAUCUAUAAAACAUGAAUUCAUGACAUUCAAACUUGUGGGAUGCAAUAAUGGGGUCAGAUCUCACAUGGAAUGCAGCAUAUACAGUAAUGCCAUCAUAAAUUAUCACAAUACAAAAUUCCAACCACAACUUUAUCCCUUAUAAAAUUCACAUGAACAUUUGAUGCCUUAGAUUUUGUCUGCUCCUAAAUAUUUAGCAAACUUGCUCAUUCUGCCUUUAUUAUGAAAUCAGACUCUGACAGCUUUAUCCUAUCCACAUAAAAUUAUACAGAAAUGUCAGCAAG
Molecule: messenger RNA, 2637 nt
Organism: Chenopodium quinoa (quinoa)
Lineage: Eukaryota; Viridiplantae; Streptophyta; Magnoliopsida; Caryophyllales; Amaranthaceae
Product: probable pectate lyase 5
Exons: 4
Coding region: 439-1653 (404 amino acids)
Molecular function (GO): pectate lyase activity
Source: RefSeq, a predicted model, not a curated record